Molecule: messenger RNA, 1451 nt
Organism: Striga hermonthica
Lineage: Eukaryota; Viridiplantae; Streptophyta; Magnoliopsida; Lamiales; Orobanchaceae
Source: the annotation of a GenBank genome assembly
AGCAACUGACUACAAUCAACACAGAGGUAAAAGAGCAGUUGGGAGCGAUGAACAACACCAUAAAUAGCAAGUAUGAGUACCUUGCCAACACCUUGGCUGCCAUUCAGUUACAACUACUCAACUCAGAUAAAAGGCCACAUGAAGGAGAAUCGAUUUUAGGUGAGGGACCCUCAAACUUUGGGGGUAGUGGGAGUUUUCCCAGGUUCCAACAAAGCUCUAAACAAAAGUUACAGAUUGAAAACCCUACCCCACAAAUGAUCAGCCCUUUGCCAAAAAUAGACUUUCCCAGGUUUGAUGGCAGUCAACCAAGGUCUUGGAUCUUAAAGUGCAAUGGGUAUUUUAAAUUAAUUCCUAAUGUACCUGAUCAGCAGAAGGUGGUUCUUGCUGCCAUGCAUUUUGAGGGAAGAGCUGCACAAUGGUAUCAAAAUUUCAUUUCAAAACAGGAGGAGUUGGGUUGGUCACAGUUUGUUGAUAUAAUUUCAGCCAGAUUUGAGGAUUUAAAAGAAGCCAAAAUCAUUGCUGAGUUCAAUAAAUUAAGGCAAAAUGGGUCAUAUGAAGACUAUGUGGACAGGUUUGAGGAAUUAAGGGCAUGUAUGCUAUUGAUGAACCAUGGGGGUUAUUCUGAAGAGUAUUUUGUGGCCAGUUUCAUCAGUGGAUUACCUGAGGAAGCACAAGCUCUCAUCACCAUGUUUGAACCUCCUAGUUUACCACAGGCCAUAGAACUAGGCAGAAAACAGACAGCUACUUUGGAUGCCAUCUCCAAGAAGCUAAGGGGGCCUUAUAAGCAGACCUAUACACCCUUUCAUAACACCAGGAAACCUGAACAGGCACAAGCAAUUGCUGGGAAAACUACCUCACAAGUUACUGCCAAACCGCCAGUGAAACUACUCACAGCUAGUGAAAUGGCAAAGAGGAGGGAAAAGGGCCUGUGUUAUAACUGUGACGAAAAGUUCACAUAUGGACACAGGUGCAAAAUGAGAGCAAACUUCAUGAUUAUGACAGAGGAAGAGGAGUUGGCUUAUUUACAAGCAAGUGGAGAAACCAACAGUGAAGAAUUAACAGAAGUGGCCAUGGAUGAGAUGCAAAUGACCUUAAACUCUAUCACAGGGGCUGAAGGUUUGACUACCAUGCGAUUAUGUGGAAAAAUUGAUGAGCACCAACUCCAUGUUCUUAUAGACUCAGGAAGUACCCUAAGUUUUCUUAGGGAACAGACAGCAAAGGAAUUGGGGUGUAAACUCGUUUCAGCCAAACCACUCCUUGUUAAAGUGGCCAAUGGCCAGAGAAUGGUCAGUUCACAUAUUGUGGAGGAUUUUAAAUGGGGAAUGCAGAAUCACCCUUUCACUCACAGCUUGAGGGUUCUACAACAUGAAGGUUGUGAUUUGAUUUUGGGUGGAGAUUGGCUUAAGGCCUGCACUCCAAUUGAAUUGGACUACAAUAGAAUGACUAUAUCA